Messenger RNA from Mercurialis annua (annual mercury), 837 nucleotides. Its product is annotated as protein AE7-like 1. The transcript has 5 exons. NCBI's taxonomy places the organism in Eukaryota, Viridiplantae, Streptophyta, Magnoliopsida, Malpighiales, Euphorbiaceae. The record is from RefSeq and is a predicted model, not a curated record. Gene Ontology annotation, biological process: iron-sulfur cluster assembly. The coding region runs from base 171 to 635 and encodes 154 amino acids.
AACAAUUUGGUUUAAUCCAAUCUGUCUAUUUGAUUUUGAUUGAACACUGGACAUCUCUACUGGGAAAUUAAUGGACACUUCUGGUAAACUCACUCGGGGGAUUGCCAAAUUCUACUAACAUUUUAGCAGUCCGUGACUUGAACAAAGAAAAACACAGAAGAAACAAAGAAAUGACUCUAGGUCUGAUCAAUGCAAACCCUGUGGUUCAUGCCAAGAAGGAACGGGUUGCCCGCACUGAAGAUCUCCACUCUCUUGAUGCUGUCGAUCCACUCGAAAUCUAUGAUUUUGUGAGGGAUAUAAGAGAUCCAGAGCAUCCUUAUUCACUGGAACAGCUCAGUGUUCUAUCAGAGGAAUCAAUCACCGUUGAUGACAAGCUUGGUCGUAUCUUGAUUACUUUUACUCCGACCAUCCAACAUUGCAGUAUGGCAACAGUUAUUGGUCUUUGCCUUAGAGUAAAACUACAAGAAUGUUUUCCUCCUCAUUAUAAGGUGGAUAUUAAAGUUUCUCCUGGAUCCCAUGCAGAUGAAGCAUCAGUUAACAAGCAGUUAAAUGAUAAAGAAAGAGUUGCGGCUGCUCUGGAGAAUCCGAACCUUCGCAAACUUGUGGAUGAGUGCCUUUACUCCAAUGAGCUUUAAUCAAGUACACUCAUACCCCUUUUAGCAGCUGUAUAUAGAAAAGUGAUACAAAAUAAAUGGUAUCGCUUGCGACAUAAUACAUAUGUAGAAUGCAGCCUAUAUUAUGUUUGUACAAGUGUUUGUUGGUUCUCAUGGAUGCUUAUAGAAUAGAAAUCACAACAUCUAUAAUCUAUUGCAGAAAUGGAAACAAAAUCACGCAACA